Molecule: messenger RNA, 348 nt
Organism: Laetiporus sulphureus 93-53
Lineage: Eukaryota; Fungi; Basidiomycota; Agaricomycetes; Polyporales; Laetiporaceae
Exons: 3
Coding region: 1-348 (115 amino acids)
Biological process (GO): 2-oxoglutarate metabolic process
Source: RefSeq, a predicted model, not a curated record
AUGCAGCCCACGCUACGUCUCUGUGCAGCAGGCACCGGCCGCCUGCGCCCGCCCCUCAUCCACUUCCUCGGCAAGCGGCAGUGGCCAUCCACCCCAGACCAACCCCAUGCCCAUCCAUGCGCAUCGUCAGAUGUCAAGGCGUCGUUUGACAGCUUUGUGAAGAAGUUCCAGGCGUCAAGAUCGGCGAGCACGGGUGCGACAUCGAGCGCGGUGCCGGCGUCGGCGGGUAAAGGCACGAACGCGCAAGUGUUCCAGGAGUUUUGGGAGGCUCCGGAGAAGCUUUGGAAACAUGACCUGGAGGAAUGGGAGAUUGAACUUAUUGCGACGGGAGGUGCCUCGAGAUUCUAG